AUGAUUACUGUAGCCUUCCUUGUGUACCAUGUUGCUAAAAUAUGGUUAGCUAAAAUAGGAUUAGGCACUACUAAUAAGAAACAGAGAAGGCGAAGUCAAAGACCUCAUAAAGAUUUUCGAUCUGAUGAUACUGAUGAAUUUUCUGAUGAUUCUCUUGCUUCAGGUUCCAACUCGAAACCUCCUUCAAGACCAAACUCUGGUAAAAGCGGUAAACGGAAGAGGAAGCCUCGUAAUAGUGAAGAACAUAGGAAGGGUGACAUAACAUCUGAUGAAUAUGCUCAUUCUGCCAACAGUAGUUUCUCUGAUGAUUCUUUGAUAUUUUCGACUGACAGAAGAGGCAUGCAGGAACCUAGUGAAGCAACAAAAUUGGAAAUAGCCACAAUCAAUGAGUCCAUAAAUCAGAUGAAUACAGCUUUAAAUAGAUUAUCAAAUACAAGUGAGAACUAUAAAUUAGCUGAUGGUACCAUGACUAUGUCACCUGUUAAUGUAUGGAGUUCAGGGGAUUCUGGAAUUCAACCAAAUACCGAUGUUUCAAAUUCAACUUGUGGUGUGCAAACAAAAAGUAAUGACAAUGUUUCUAUCACGUCUCCCAAAAGGCAUUCUUGGACCCUUUCUAUAUCUAAACCAGAAAUAUGGAUGAGUUCAUCGUCAGAAAGCCCUGACCCUCUGACAGGAAGCCAAAGGUCUGCUGAAACAAACAUGGCAGAAAUACGCUCUUCUUCUCCACCUAAAGUUGAAAGGCUUCAUCAAUCAUCAAUAGAGCAAGAUACAGAUGGUAACGUAAAAUAUCUUGUAACUAUUAAUGAAGAUGAAACUAAAAUUUUAUACAAUGUUGAGAAGACAGAGUACAGGACAUUUUCUGUAGGAGAUGAAACUAAUCCUCCAGUAUCAACAGUUAUACCAAACACAAUUAAUAUCAAUCUUACUGAAACUAAAACAAUCCAAAAGAAAGAUAAUUAUGAAGCAAGAGAGAGAGAAAAGAUCCUAUACCAUCGAGGUAAUCAAGACCUAGAUUCAGCUGAUGCUAUUGUUUCAUCUCAUUUCUACCAAGAAGGAAGGAGUCUACAAACUGAACAAGAUGUAAUAGGAGAUAUUGUGAGCAGAGAAAGUUCAGUAGAUAAGCAAUUGGUUGAUUCUGAUGAUAGGUCAUUCAUUAAACCAUCUUCUAGAGAUACAGUUCACCAGGAAUCAAAUUUGCUACCAAUAGAUGUAGAACAUGUCCUUAACAGUACACUCACAGAUUGUGAUGAUACUAAUUCUCCUGAAUCAUUUGUGUCAAGCUCUGUUGAUGUCCUUCAUGAAGUCGAUUAUCUUACAGAAGAAGCAGUUCCUCGAACAGAAUCUGAAAGAUCAGUAUCAUCAACAGGAUGCAGCACAGUUGGUUUACAAGAAUUUGUAUCAAAAUCCACAGAUGUUGAUCAGUUGUAUCCCAGAUCACUAGACUCUUUCAGUUCACCACAAAAUGUAGUCAGUGAAGCUUUGUACUUGCAAGAUGAAAUCAUUUUGUCUGAACAACAAUUGAAUGAUGUUAAACAAAAAGGUGAUGAUCCAAAGAAAUCAACAUUACAAAUCAAUCCAGGAUAUGUUGUUCUUCAUGGAAGUUCAGUUGAUAAUGAACCUAAUUCGGCAUUGCCAACAGAAAGAAGUCCAGCAGUUAGACUGUCACAAAUAGAACUUUCUCCUGAACCAACCAGAAUGAAUUUAAUUUCACCAAGAUCACCUGAAGAAGAAUUGGACGAUGGAUAUGCAUCUAUUAAUGUCAACGAUGGUAAACUCACAUCCUUAUCUUACCAUCCUGAUAUAGGACCGUUUGAGAUUCCUUUGAAUUCAGAUAAAGCCAAUUCAAGAAAAACAAGUUUAGAUGAACCAUUUAGCAGAUUAUCAAGAAAGUCAUCCCUAAAAAAUACUGACAGCUCUCUUUCUACAACACAAUCUGAUGUGCGUACUAAAACUAAACAAAAAGGUGAAAGUGACAAUAAUUUAUGUGACGAAAUUGUUUCCACCUUGUUGCCAUCAAAUACAAAUCUAAAAGAAUCACCCACUGAAGAUUCCUUUUCCCCAAGUGAUAAUGAACAAUUUAUUAACUACUCUCUAUAUCAAUCAGCUGAUAUGGUUCCGCAAGAUGCUCUCAUGUCAACAACAUUUAACAAACAGCUUGCUUUUGAUUUAUCCAAAAUGAAUACCGCUACAUCUGCAGAAAUUUACAAUCAUCUGCAAGACCAGUCCCUGAUUUCUUCUAAAUCAUUUACAACAGGUGAUGCUUAUCAACACAUAGAUGUUUUUUCAAAGAAGAGUGUAUCACCAUCUGCAGAAAAUAACCAUCAACUGCAGGAGCAGUCUUCACUCUCUUUAAAAGUUACAAUAAGCAGUGUCGACCAAAACAAAGAAGAGGACAUGGAAAAUGAAAGACUGCAUGACCUGCUAAAUGAAGGGAGAAUUGAAAAUGAAAUUAGCCAAGAUCUGCUGUCUUCCGUUUCACUAGAAUCAUCUACAAUGGGUGCACAUCAACACUCAAACUUAUACCAAAAGAAUUUAUCAACAUCUGCAGAAAGAGAAGAUUUCCUGCAGGAUCAGGCUCACCAACACAAAGAAGAGGAGAUGGGAAUUAAAAGUUACUAUCAUCCUAAGUCUUCUACAAAAUCAUGUUCAAUGGAUGAUACUUUUCAGCACAAAGAUUUAUCUAAUAGUGAUGUAUUAGAUGUACAUGCUGACAGGCACUAUCAUCUUCAGGACCAGAUUGAAAUUUCUUCAGAUUCAUUGACAAUGUAUGAGGCCUUCCAACACAAAGAAGAAAAGGUGAAAACUGAAUCCAGAAUUACAGCAUUAGAUGGAGCAGAUGGCUCUCAUAUUCAUGGCUAUGGUAAAAGAGUUAAAGCUGUAAUGAUUAGUGAUAGAGGAGACAAAGAAGAGCUGAAAACAGAAACCAGAAGACCAAGUCUUGUAAUUGAUUCCAGAAUGGAUGUACUGACUGAACGCAGACCAAGCCUUGUUUUUGAUUCCAAAUUUGAUGUUUAUAAAAAAGACAAUACCUCAAUUACUGUUCUGGCAAAACCAGCAAGUUUAAGAAUUUUCCUUCCUGAAUCAAGUAUACUGAAAUCUUCUUCUGAUUUUGUUGAAUCAGUAAGACAACAUGACAAUGAUUCAAUGAUCAUCAAUGAAGAUCUAGAUGAGGGACUUUCUCCUCAACAGUCUUUGAGAAUUGGAGGAGCAUUUUUGAACUCUGAUGUGACUGACUCAGUAGGCAACAACAAUAAUUCCAAAACCAUAUGCAAUAGAACAAUUUCUUCCUUAGAAAAUCCACAAAACUCCAGCAGCAUUGGAUAUUCAGAUAUAGACUCCACACAAGCAGCAUUGAAAGUAGGUCAAGCAUUCUUGGGAUCAACACCAGUGCACUCAAUUGCAAACAGACAGUCUUCUCAUUCCAGCUCACUACAUACAAGACCUGACGUGGAUGGCACACAAAAAAUCAUACAAUUUAUUCAUCCAAUGUCCAAAUGCUCUGCACUUACUGGAGGAUUGAAUGAACUACACCAAAGGACACUAUUAGGUGGUACUAAUACAAGUUUUCAUCUGACUGAAUCAGACCAGUCUGAAAUAGAAGAUUCUGGAUUCCAUACACAUACAACUACAGACAGCAGCCUUUCGCCUGAUUCUGAAGAGCAGAAAUCUCCAAGACGUAACAACUCCAUCAAAUCUAAUUCAUCAUCAAUAUCUACAAACAGCGUAACUAUUGGAAUAGAAAUAGAAUCAGACCUUCAAACUAAUACAUCUGAUGAAAAUUCGCAGAUGUCUGACAGGCUUUCAAAGGAUAAUGAGGAACUCAGGUUUGAUGUUCAACAUAUAGAAUUUGGUACUACACAAAGUAACUUCUAUGAUGAAAUCGAUUCUGUGAUUGAUGAGACUGUGGUUGUACAAUCUAAAACUUUGAACUCUAAUAAUCUCAGAUCUGUGGGAAUAAGGACAGAUAAUUCCAUUCUCAGCAAUUUCAAUCAAAUCUCUGACUCUGGUUCCGAACAGACAUUGAUGAGUGUUGAUUCUAGAAAAAUUGAUACAGAUUCCAACCAGUCCAAAUCGAGUGAGUUUAACUCAAGUGGUGAUAUUUACCUCACUCCUGAAAAUAACAGUACUAGUAAUUCUUCCAUUUAUAGAACACCAGACCAAUCUCCUAGACUACAACAAAUAUCUCAUAUUGGUCCAACUUACUCUGAUGGCCUUCCAGUUUCUUCAUCAAAAUUUAAUAAGACACAUCAGUGUGAAGACUCAUCUGAGACAGUGGACAGUUUGAAAUGGGAGUUAGCCAGACGCAUUGCCAAAUUACAGAGUCGAUGUAAAAGUUUGAGUGAUUCAGCCAUAAGUUCUGAUUUCACAGAUUUAGAAAGAUCUGGAUCAUUUAGACAAAUUGCCAACAGAAUCUCAAGAAGAUCAUCUGGAUGUGGUUCUGGUUAUGUUAGCAGGAAGGAAUUAGACAGAUCUUUACAAGAGAUUAGUGUAUAUUUAGAUAAUGCUCCACCACAAAAUCUUAUAGAUCAUACUAUGCAUAGGUCAAUGGAGUACACCAAUAUACCAAACCAAGUAGCCAAUGCUAUGAUGGAAUGUCGUUCACUAAUGGCAAGUCCACCAGCUGACAAUUUAGCUAAUAUUUUGGAUAGCAAACGGCCAGCAAGACUCUAUGGUAGGAAGUGGAGAUCAUUAGGUGACCUAUCAGAAUUAUCUGGAACAGAAAUUUUAAGAAUGUUAAAAGCUGAUUUUGAUGAAUCUCUCAGUCGUCAAUCUUCAUCAGAUAAUUAUUAUCUACCAUCAAACAAAGACUCCAAUUUAUCAAAUGAUAAAAGUCAGAGAUAUAUUUCUUGGGGUGAUAUUCAGUGUAGGAGCUUAGAUGAAUCUAAUACAGAACAAGACUUAGUUGUAUCUGCUGCUUCUAGAACCAACCAGUUCAAUAUUCUUUUGGAUGAAUGUAAACUAUCAAGAGCUAAGAGUUCAAUUGAUUCUCCAAAUAGUCCUUUAUCAGCAGAUCAGUUAGAUUUUUAUCUUGGUAAUAUCCACAGUUCAGAAGAAGACCAUCGAAAGAGGAAUUCUGUUGACCAAGGAGUAAAUUGUCAUGUGGAUCUACUUGAAAGUAAAAGAAGAAUAAGACAUAAAUCUCCAUCAAUGUCAGAUUUGGAACAUGGUGAACCAGUUGUUAAAGAUUUUGAAAAAGCUCAUUCAACUGGAUGUGUAGAUAUUUUGGACAGUCCAGUACCAUCAACAGCAUCUUCUAAUGACAGUAUUACCUUCGUAUUUGUUGGCAAUUCAGAAGAAAAAUCAGAUGUUACUCAUUCCAAUCCACAUCUAAACAAAUCACCAUCGUCUUCAUCACCCCAAACAUCAAGUCGUAGAGGACAAUCAGAAGGUCAUCUAGCCAUCAUCAGUCAUCAAUUUGAGAACAACCAUCUAACUAGAAGACAGUUAUCUAGUAUGAAUGAUGACAGAAGUGAAAGAUCAGCAUCUUGUGAUAAUUUAUCAACACAAGGUAAUAAAGAACUGAGAAGAUCUUACUCCACCAGUUUAUUGGAUGUUGUCCAAAUUGAAGAACCUGAAAUAGAACCAUUUCCUCCUUCUUGUAGCACUGAUGACAUUAUUGAUGGUGAAGAUGAAAGAGGCGUAGAAGAAGAGUUUCUACCAUUGAUGUUUUCGAAACAAAAUGUAUCUCCCAGAUUGCGAAAAACUGUAACAGGACAGUUUGGUAACUCAUGUUUGUCAAAAACACAAUUAGAAAAUGUAACGUCCAAACCUGGAGGUGAAACCAAAAAUCGAAUUCAUAAGCAAGAAUUACAAUCAGUAUUUCAAAUGGAAAUCAAUACUGGAUUGGAUGGCAAUAAUCAAGGAAGAGUUAUUCUUGUAAAUAGGUUGACACAAACAGAUGAUCAUAACCAGCUCUAUAACCAGCAUCUAGACUGGCAGGAAUACCAACAUGAUCAUCUCGAUAUAACAUCUGCUGAUCUUUCUGAUGAAUCUGGAUUUAUUACUGAUGCUAAUGUUUACUCACCUCCUACCUCAUUUAGAGAUAUAUCAUCAAACUUACAUAGUACCAGUACAAUACAAAACUUCUCUGGAUGUACCAAUAGUGACUUACUGACUGUAAAUCAAACAGUUAUAAAACAAACUAUAGAAUCAGGAGAGUCAACUACUAAAGUAAGCAGUUUUACUCAAACCACUGAUUCAGAAAUAGAAAAAGACAUGCUAAAUACAUCUAACACUGAAACACAAACAACUCCAGCAAUUUCACCAAUAGUGAGUCCUGUAACAACAAGAAGAAAUACUUUGAUACAGACUGAUCAAGAUUACCAAACUCAAUCUUUUACAGAUGGUCCAACAAAUACAACUAUCCUUGCAGAAAUAGCUGAUUUGAGAAAGGAGCAUACUAAAAUGAUGGCCUUAUUGGAGCGCUCUAAACAAAAACCAACAAGACCCUCUCAAUUAGAUCUUUUUGUUAAACAGAAAUCUAUAACAUCAGACUCAUCAGGAAGUGUUUCACCUGUUACUGUUAUUGAGAAAUUAGCUUCCAAGCAGGAAUCACAUUGUUCACGAAGAAGAGAAGAAGAUACUUUUGAUAAUCUUUUUUCAACAACUACCACUACAACAACUACCAUAAACAAUAGAGAUGUUAAUGAUGAUAUUGAGGACCUUCGUCUGAAUAUUGAUUUGGAAAGCUUAGAUUACAGUUAUACCAAUCAAAAUAGUACAUCUUCUCAACCAAAUGGAUCAUCUUCCAGCAGAUCUAAAAGAGAUCACAGUGACUCCUUAGUUUAUGUUCCUAUUGGAGAUGAUAACAAGAGGUAUUUUGUAACUACAGCUGUAAGCCCAGAUCAACCAACCAGUCAAGAGAGUAACAAUAAAUCAGAGUGUCUUCAAGAUCAACUUGAUAAACUGCAACAAGAAAGAAUUGAAAUUAUUGACCUGUUAAACCUGAACUAUCUACCAGCUAGUUUAACUGUGGAACUCUUAGAAGCUAAGUUGAAUCACUGUAUUGGUCAAACUGAUGCUUUAUUACAAUCAGUAGAUGAAACGUGGGAUGAUGAUUUUUUAUCAAGACCUCAGCCACCAGCUCAAAACAUUACAGAAAUUUCAAAAGAAUAUAUUAAUAAAUACCGUACAGAGCUGAAAAAAUCUAAGCGGUAUUAUGAUGUUUUUAAAGAGGAAAUGGAAAGAAAGGUUUCUAAAGGUCGUGGAAGAAGGAGAUCCAGAACAACUGAUUUGAUUCAAUUGAAAAGGAAUUCUCAAAUAGAAGCUUUCAAACUAGAGAGACAGUUAGAACAAGAGAGAUAUGAGAAGACUAAACUCUCUAAUUCUAGACAAACAUCACCAGCUUCUCCAGCCACUUCAUCCUCAUCAUUUGAACCUGGUUAUCUCACUCCAAGACAGAGAAUAGAUCAUUUAGUUGGUUUAAGAAGAAACAUUGUAGAGUCAUCUGAAGAAGAAUUGAGUGAACUAAGAAGGAGAUCUGUGUCUCCCAGAUACUCUGACAGAUCAUACAGUCCUGAUUUUUACUCUCUGUAUAGUCCAUCUCCUUCACCAAGAUCAAUGAGCCUGGGAAAUAAUCCUUAUGGAAAUAUUGUAGAUCCUUUUCCAUCACUUUACAGCCCUGAUGUCAGCUUUUCUGGUAGCACUAGAGUAUCACCAACCCCUGGAUUUCAAACUGGUUCAUCAAGCAGGUUGGCACCUACUAUAAGGACUCCAACAUCAUCCAAUACUCAGUCUACUGAUCAUUUAGCAUACAUCAGUCUACCAUAUCAAGAUUAUAUGGCUAAUCAACUGGAUCCAUCUAAGCUUCUACAAGAAUCAGCUGCUGUUAGAAGUCGUAACCUUCAAGAAAUUUCGAGAGCUCACUUAUUUUUACAUCAAUCCAGACACUUGGCAGAUGUUCCUUUAAGAACAUCAAGUCCUGUAGUAAGACACCCAGCAGAAGUAAGAGAAUAUUCUCCACAAUCACCUAAUCAUGGUAUCACUAAAAUGGAUAUAGAUAAGGAUAUUGAACAAUUACGUACUAUUCAAAAGACUUCACUCUAUGGAAAUCCUUCUUCUGUUAGAUGUGCUUCACCUAUGGGAUCUGAUGUAAGUUCAGCUUCUUCAUAUGCUGCUUAUGCUAAGGAUAUACUUGCUAGAAGUGAACGUUCAGUUCAUUCUCCAAGAAGUAAACUUAAUUCAACCUAUAGUGGUAUGACACGAACAUUUCCUCCAAGACCUAGUACACCAUCCUCUAUAUAUUCUGCUGAUUUAGAAUCAUUGACAGAUUCCACGACAUCAUCUAGUCUUGUGACUACCAGACCUGUUAAUGCUAGAGAUAUCAAGGCCAGAAUAGCCAGGAGAAAAAUAACUGAGAGACGAAACAAGAAACCCAGUGAUAAACGAUGAACUAUUUUCAAGUGGUAAAUGGUGACUUUCUAGGCAUAAUUCCAGGAGAAGUUAUAUUCCUGGUUCCGGAAAAUUUCCAAUGCAUUCAGAGAGUGUUUUUAUACAGAAAAUGACAAAGUGCUGAAAUUUUAUAUAUCCUCAGCAUUAUUUAUAUAGUAAUUAAUUCACCAAUGGCAUAUAUUUCACACUGCUUGUUACAAGCUCUUAUUGUUUUUUAAAAAACUUUCCUUCUGUUAGAGCUAAUGUCAAGGAAAGUGUAAAUUAUGCAAAGUGGAAAUAACUUAAAGAAUUUAUGAAUCAAAUGAAAGCAAAGCUGUGAUAUUUGUUUUUAAUAAAUACUAAUAGUGCCAAGCCGAUCUUGUGUUGGUAAGACAAAUAUAACUAAAGAUUUACAUUGUAUAUAACUUGUAAUUAAUAGAUUGUUUAUUUUAUUUAAAUUGUAUUUACUGUAUUAUAUGAUAAUGAACAAAAUUGUAAAUAUCUCUUAUACUUUUGUAUUUUAAUUAUUGAAUUAUUUGAGGCUGAAUGAUCUUCAUAUAGAUAGUUAUUAUAUUUAUGUCUUUUUCAAAUACAAAGACUUUAUUUUUAUCAUCCGUCCUUCUGUAGUAUUAUUUUUUGUUUGUUUUAAAAUUUAUGAUUUUAAAUUCUAUAGUAUUUUUAAUCAUCUUUUAAAUUUGUUUUGUUCAAUAUUCACUUUUGGGAUAUUAAAAAAGAAUGGAAACAGAGACCACACCUGUAAGUGGGCUUUUUCUCUUAAGCAUAGAUUGAAUUUUCAUGUGAAUAAUUGUAAGAAAUUAAUGUUUUAAGUAACUUUAAUGACAGUGACUAAAAGCAAUUUAUGUAUAGAUUAAAUAUUAGCCUACCAAUAAUUUUUACAAGACAUUAUUACAUAACAUACUGUCUCAUUCUACUUAUUUUAUUUUAAACUUUUGCUUUGAUUUAUGUGAGAAUAUAAUUGUUAUAACACGAAUCUGGAAAAUAUUAAAUAUUUUACUU
Molecule: messenger RNA, 9387 nt
Organism: Lottia gigantea (owl limpet)
Lineage: Eukaryota; Metazoa; Mollusca; Gastropoda; Lottiidae
Exons: 5
Coding region: 1-8391 (2796 amino acids)
Source: RefSeq, a predicted model, not a curated record